AUGAAGUCCGAGUCUGAACCCAGCCAGUCCUCCAAAGGGUCAUGGAUGAAGGCUAUGUUCUCUCUCCAUGGCAAGGAGAAGUCCAUACCCGAUGAUAGACAAUCCGAAAUCACACUCAUUCAGAGCGGCUCAACAGCCCAAGCUAACAUCAGCCUUGCACAGGUCCGAGCAGAGUUCCGAUUCAAGGCCACAGAAGGUGGCUCCUCCAAGGAAUUUCAACGCCGCUGA
This is a messenger RNA of Penicillium manginii, 228 nucleotides long. RefSeq lists its product as uncharacterized. Bases 1 to 228 code for a protein of 75 amino acids. The record is from RefSeq and is a predicted model, not a curated record. The transcript has 3 exons. Lineage: Eukaryota; Fungi; Ascomycota; Eurotiomycetes; Eurotiales; Aspergillaceae.